Messenger RNA from Rhineura floridana, 8161 nucleotides. RefSeq names its product transmembrane protein 62 (gene TMEM62). The transcript is spliced from 15 exons. Lineage: Eukaryota; Metazoa; Chordata; Lepidosauria; Squamata; Rhineuridae. The coding region runs from base 827 to 2830 and encodes 667 amino acids. The record is from RefSeq and is a predicted model, not a curated record.
AACUUAAAAAAAAAAUUAUUAUGCCAUAAGCUUUUGUGGAUUUACAGUCCUUCAGAUGCACAAAGUGUUGCCCUGAGUUGCAAUGGGUAUUGUAAAAGGUGAGGUAGGAGGAGCAUGAAAUGUAGGAGCAUGAAAAGGGAGAGUAUUAGCUACUGAGAAGACUAGUUUUGUGGCUGCCUCACCUCCUUUCACUCCGAUUGGCUCCAAUCAGCAGGAAAGGUCAAGGAAACAUUAAGAUUCUUCGCAGUGGCUAAGACACUCUCCUUCCAUGCUGAUUGGAUACCGGAGACACAGGAACCCUGCCUGCACCCUGCUCCCAAAGAAGUAAAGGGUCUAAGACCCCCUGAGACCCUGGACGACUACACCCUGGUGACAAGGGCUGGUAUUCAAGCCGAAAGUAAUACUAAGGCACCCCUUAAUAAGCUUUCUGGAUUGUGUCCACGUGAGCAGCACAUCCUCAAGUCUUCUUCACUCUUGGUCCGUCAAGCAAGUCUUCACUCAUAUCGUAAAGGAAAGCAGCUACUCUGCGUGUAUAGGCACUUUCCAAGGAAAGAAGGAAGCCGUGUGGGAGGUAUGACCAUGCCACAACCCUUUUGACCAUCUGGCAAAGCACAGCCUAAACAGGUUCUACACUCGCCACCUGCUGGACUGGCCGGGCGCUUCUUGCUUCACCUCCUGAGCUCUGACGGGAGAGGUAGUUCUCCAAUAAAGAUGAGGAAGGGAGGGCCUAACAAAACAUGAUGGGCAGACGCGGAAGCGAACGGUUUAGUCCGUACCACUUUGUUCCAACGGGGACUGGUGACGCUUUGUGCUCGCAUUCGGGUGGAUGAUUACGAACCAAUCAAAAAUGCUACGGUUGGUAGCUGGACUAAUUGCGGCCGGUCUGGUUGCGCAGUUGGUGGACUGGUAUGGCUCUUCGGGGCCCCAUCAGCUGCAGGGCCAGCCUCGCUCCUUGGCUUCUGAGCCGGCGCCCGGAGCUGAGGCGAACAACCUCUUCUGGAUAAUUCAGGCGAGUCGAGGCGGGGCAACCUAUGACCCUCCGAUGAACUCCGGAGAGAAAUCCAAUCCAGCACCAGUAUCAGAUUUGCACAUCAGUAAGUUUUUGAGUCCUGAAAGAGCUUCUGAUUUCGAAAAGUUCUGUGUGGAAACAAUUCCUGUAAUUCAACCUGUUCUUGCUUUAGUAACAGGUGAUUUGACUGAUGCCAAAACGAAAGAUAAACUUGGGUCUGAUCAGUUUGAAGUGGAAUGGCAAACUUACCAGACAAUCUUAAAAAGGACUAAGGUCAUGGAAAAAACCAAAUGGAUAGACAUAAAAGGGAAUCAUGAUACAUUCAAUAUUCCAAGCCUGGAAAGUGUCCAGAAUUACUACAGGAAAUACUCUGCUUGGCAAAAGGAUGGCUCCUUCCAUUACAUCCACAGCACACCUUUCGGCAAAUAUUCUUUCAUUUGUGUCGAUGCAACUCUCAAUCCAGGCCCCAAGAGACCCUACAAUUUCUUUGGGAUAUUAAAUGCGAUUAAAAUGCAAGAACUGGCUGCGCUGGCUGCAGAAAGUCAUGGCAGUAACCAUACCAUUUGGUUUGGUCAUUAUCCCACCUCAGCAAUCAUUUCUCCGUCUCCAGGAAUACGAAUGACAAUGCGCUCUGCCACAGCAUAUUUGUGUGGGCACUUCCAUACAUUGGGUGGUCUGAUGCCAGUCCUACAUACUCGUCACCAUCAUGGAACUUUAGAACUGGAGCUGGGAGACUGGAAAGAUAGUAGGAAGUACCGGAUCCUUGCUUUUGAUCAUGAUCUCUUCAGCUUUGCUGACUUGAAGUUUGAGGAGUGGCCUGUGGUUCUUAUCACCAAUCCCAAAUCAUUCCUUUAUAGUAGUGCUGCUCAUGAACCACUGCAGAGAAUCCUUCACUCUACGCAUAUAAGGAUUUUGGCAUUCUCUCCUUCUUCUAUCAAGUUUGUCAAGGUCAGUGUUGAUGGCAUUCAUCUGGGGGAUGCUGUUCAGGUGUCUGGACCUCUCUAUGUACUGAAAUGGGACCCACAAAACUACAGUGAAGGGUUUCAUCAUAUAGAUGUGACAGUUCAGGAUGCCAGUGGUAGGAGUGCUACUCGGCUUCAUACAUUUGCUAUGGAAGAAAACCUUUCUCUCACAUUUGACCUUCUGGCAUCUUGGCUGCUUCUUACUGACCUCUACAUAUGGCCUCGAGUAGUGUUUGCACUAUUGGUUGUGGUUCACAUUGCCUUGUUGAUUAUUUUCCGGUAUCGUAAAAAACCUACACUUAAAAAACCUAUGGGCAUGGCAAUCCGGGCCUCUUUUUCUCUCCACAUUCUGAGCAAAACCAACUUUUUCUAUUACUCGUUUCUGCUGCUGAGCUUGUAUACUACUCUGGGGCCCUGGUUUAUUGGUGAGAUUAUAGAUGGUCAUAUGGGCUUCUGCUUUUCCUUUGGGGUAAUUGUUGAUGGCUGUUUAUUUGAAGGCAGUACAACUUUCCUUAUUGGAACUCUGCAGGUCAUGUUUUUCAACCUACCACUAAUGGCAUAUAUGUGUUGGUGCCUUUUGCUUCGUUGCCAAGGGCACAGCUUUGGCUCCCAUCUGCAUCAAGUCAAAAGGCGUUGGGCUGUGCCCAUCCACCUAAUAAUGGCAGUCCUAUUUUUGUGGCAGGUCUUUUCCUGCUAUUUUCUGUUGAAGACAUACGGAACUGUAGCUUUCUUCUUAUCUCCACUGAGAACUUGGACUGUGGGCCUUACUCUCUUUCUGGUCUACAGAACCUGGACACUGCAGUCUUCUGUGCUGAGAAACUUUAUUGUUGAAAUGAAGAAUGUACAGACUUCUGAAUAGCUCCUCUUCAGGCAGUUGAAGUAAACUUUCACUUGAAUUGUUAAGUGGUGAAGCUGUGAACUACAGGUUUGUAUAGAUAUCUCUGCAGCCUGAAAAACUGAAUGCGGGGGCUUGGAGCGGUCCCCAAAUUACUUCCAAACUGUGGUAUAAUAAGGACUUUAGAGUAUGGAGGUCAGUCUAUAAGGGGAUCAAUAAUGCCUGUCUCAGAAGCUGCUUCUAACACUUGUAAUUUUGUUUUGAAUUGCUGUCUUCAUGCUAAAUGAAGUUUUUGGGUGCAAUAUUGUAAUGCAUUAGAACUGCUUCUACCUUCCAAUGUGUAUAUAUGGUGUUCAUAUAUAAACCUAAAUCUAAAUCAUAUGUACACCUAAAUUUGGAAGCACCUGCUGUUUAGUCAUCAGUAAUGGAUUUGGCCAUAAUAAGGGUCUCAAUAGGACAUGUCAUCUUUUUUCCUUCUUUUUUCUUUUUCUUAGGACAGCCAACACUUUCUCUCUCCAUCCUCCCUUCCAAUUCACUGUAGAAACUGCUUUUGAAACCCCUGUGUUUCAAAUAUGGUUACCAUUUAGUAUUUAUUUAAUGAAUUACAUCCUGCCCUUACUGAAAUUGUUAUGAACUACUCUGGGAACCAAAAUAAACCAUUCAAAAUAAUAAGAAAGCAAUCAGAGCCCAGAGCUUCAAGGACAUAGCUGAAUCUGGAGGGAGUUCCGUAAGCAAGGCACUACCACUGGAGAAGUCCCCUUUUCCCUGUUGCACUCUACUUCUCUUCAGAUGACAGCAGCACCCAGAGAUGAGUACAACAGACUUACCUCCAUACACUAGCAAGUUGGUUUGGGAACAAGUAUUUCUUCUGGGUCCUGAUGUCGGCACCAAAACCUUAUACUGUGCUAGGAAAUGAACUGGCAGUCAGUGUAGCACUUUAAACACUUUGCUAAUAUUCCAGAGCCUGGUCCCAGUUAGUUCAGAACACACAUAGCUGCCAAACUACUAACUAGUUCCUCGGCAAUCUUCAGUGGUAGCCCUAUGUAUAAUGCAUUACAGUAAUCAAUCCCAGAUGUUAGCCCAACCAGUUAGCCAUGUUGUGGUAUCUCCAUGCAGGAGAUGCCACAUACGGGACACCAGCCUCAGCUGAUGAAAGGUGCCACAGGAACUACUUGGGCCUGUAGUGACAAAGCUGGAUCUAGAAGCACCCUUCCUUUCCCGGGGAAUGUGUCACCAUCUAGAAUAAGCUGAAUACCAACUCAAUGACCAGAUGAAUCACCUACUCGCAUUACCUCUGUCUUGUCAAGAUUAAGUUUGUGUCUUGGCCCUCAUCCAAAUCAUCACUGAUUCCAGACACUGCUUCUGCAUUUCUUCCACAUCACCUGACUAAGAUGAAAAUGAAAAAUAGAGUUGGGUGUCAUCUUCAAACGACCUCUUCCACAACUCCACAUAGACGUAUAAAGGCCUUGGGGAGUUGCUAUUGAAAUAUAUAUAAGCCUUACUAGAUAUGCAGAGUUUUCUGGAUUGUAGACUAUCUCACUUAAAUGUUUUCUGCUAAUUUGGUUUUCAAAUGUUGCAUAUCACCAACUGCUUGACUAUGGAAUGUGCCUAAUUUGUUGGGCUAUUACCAUGUAUGAAGUCACAAUGUGAUCAAAAUACAUACCCUCAGUCUUUGUCUUAUGGUAACUGAAUUAUAAGGAGCACGUGCAUAAGUUAUCAGUAAAAGUAUUGCACAGUGCCUUUUGUGGAAAGUGCAUGCUACACUCAAUUUAAAAUAGCACAGAACUAUUAUUAUUAUUAUUAUCUUUAUUUUUACCCCGCCCUAUUUUCCAAACUGGAACUCAAGGCAGCUUCCAGAUAAAAAUACAUAUAACUAAGAACAUACAAUAAUCUAAAAUAAAUAGAAUUAAACUAUUUGCAGUAUUAAAACCGUUUAAAACCUACUUAUUAUAGGAAACACAGGACUGCCUCAGAUAACGGCAGUCUCACGUUAAGUUAUCCCUCUUUAAGUUAUCCCUCUUUUCAAUGUGCAGUACAACUUGUCCUGUGUCCUGAUGACUGCUCCUCUGCCAGACAUAGCCAAUGAUGUAGGGUGGGAAAAUGUACAGCAUAAGGAAAUUGGGACACUUGGUAAGGUUGUCCAUGUAUUACUGGAGCGGGAGGGGGUAGGCUUUAACACUUACCUACUGUUUUUAGCAGCAGCCUUGUGUUAGGAACAUAGGAGGUAAGUCAGACUCAUUGGUCUAUCUCAGUAUUGUCUACACCGAGUGACAGUGGCUGUCCAGGGUUUCCCAGUCCUACCUAGACAUACUGGGAAUUGAACUUUGGACCUUUGGCAUCCAAGGCAGGGGCUCUAGCACUGAUCUGAGGUCCUCCCCCCAUAGUGUUUCUUGUACUAUGAAGUCCUGUCCUUUAAUUCCUAUUUCUUACAGAUCCUCCUUCCCUUUUAUACUUAAUCUGUGCCUUUCUAUGUAUGAAAUGUGAUCCUUUGAACUGUUUAGAAGAAGUGUUGUUUGGGCUGCUUGGCCAUGCACUUCCUGUGUUUCCAUAUGUAUAUAUAAAAAUAUGUAGGAUCAAUUUUGCAAGACCAUCAUGGGAUAUUUGCUAGGCUGUGCAAACACGUAUGUGCCAGGAAAAUAAGCAACAUUCAGACGCUGCCCCCAUUGUAUGGCUUCUGUAUGCAGAGGAAUAUAGGAGCAAGGCUAUACGUAUGUAGAACUUUUACAAACACAUACAUUUUGUACAACUGGCCCUAACAUGUAUGUAUUUGUCCAUAAGUAUGUUUUUAACUUCUACAGUAUGGGUUGUGUAGGCAGCAUACACUCUAGAACAGCUUGUAUGUGUGUAAACCUGAAGUGUGCUCCUGCCGCCCACUACUUAAAAAGAGCACAUGGGCUGAGCCUGUGCAAUCACUAUGGCCAUGUUUGUUUUACCAGAAUCUUUUGCAAUUCUGUGUUACAAACUAUAACUAAUAGGCCUUGUCAUCACAUUGUUAAAUGAGCAAUUUCACAUUGUUUUUCCAUCUCUGCUCCAUUGAUUUUGACAUAACAAUGCAUGUCAAAAUACAGUCUUAGGCAUGUCCACUUAAAGGUAAGCCCCAAUAAAUUCAGUACAACUUACUCCAGUGUGCAGAGUAGGACUAGCUAACAUUGUCCCCUCCCGUAAUUCCUGAACCUUGAUAAUGGUGGCUGGGGAUGAUGGGAGUUGUAAUUCAACAACAUCUGGAGUGCUGAAGGGUUCCCCACUCUUCUUAGAAAGGAUCUCUCUAUAAAGAGCACUCAGAGGGAUCUUUGGCAUCCAAUAUCAGUGCUAAGCACCACAGUGCUGAUAUUAGAGACAGGCCCUCUGCCUGGUCUUUAACAGUGAAAGGCAGCAUUUCCUCCUGUCUCUGGAAGGAGGGAGGAGGGAAAUGCUGCCUUUUAUCUCUGGCCUCAGCACUGUGGUGCUUAGUGCUGACAUCAGAGACAAAAUAUCCGUCUGACUGCUGCACGGAGAUCCCCUCUAACGAACAGCCAAAGGGAUGUUUUAUCUCUUGAGCAGAAGAUAAGUGCUCUGACUGCUCUGUAGAGAUCACACACUAUAGAACAGACAGCUUUAUCACCCAAUCAGAGUGGGAGAUAACUGGCAGGGGCUGGAAGGCCAUUGCCUGUGGCUCAGCAGGCUGGAUGCAGUCUACCCUGGUAUAAACAAAGAUUGAAGUGGGUUAUUUAACUCUUCCCCUAUUACUCAAAUGGUUCUUUAGGCUGUAGUCAUAUACACCAGGGAUUACCAGCGUGGUACCUCUAGGCACCAGUGCACCUGUGGAAGGUCUCAGUAAGUAUACUCUCAGAAAUCCACAAUGCAUGAAAAGACUGUUUGCUCUUCCUGCUCAGUACCUGUUUGCACUAAAGUACACAGUACCUGUUUGCACAUGCUUCCUUAAAUAUGUUCACAUUUCACUGGAUGCCAGCAUACCCACCAUCUUCUCUGAACCCAGGAGAGGUGCAAAGAACUUUCUGUGAGCAAGUGUGGCAGUGACCAAUGUAGGUGCCUUUUUACCCGACAAUGCAGUCGGGAAGGAUACCUACACUAUUGGGGAAGGGGUCCUACCACUUUCUGCUCUUUUGGAUGCAACUAGUGCCCACAGCACUUCCCCCAAAUACCAAAUGCACCCACUGGCCCAAAAAAGGUUGGCAACCCUGUACAAGAAUUUUAUAGUUUUUAUUUGGAAACGCAGAUGCUACCAACAGCAGCUCCUUUCCCCAUUAAAUUGGAGCAAAAUCAACAGUUUAUUACAUUUGUUAGUUGCUUUAUACAAAAAUGUCUCAAAAUGAGUUAAGAUAAAACAAAUAAAAUCAUGUAUAUAUGCAUAUACAAGCUGGGAGGAGGUUAUAAAGAAAUGAAGGCAUCAGCCUGACUACUGCUGUACUAGGAAGGACACUUCAUUGCAUUCAUAAAGAAGCCAAGUCAUAAAUCUUUUUUUUUUUUAAAUUAACAUUUGUACUAGCAGUAACUAAUGUAUGCUAUAACAGUGGAACACAGUUGUUAAAUAGUAGUGUUCAGACACUUGAGAUUGGAGUGCAGCAUAUUCUGACUGGAAGUAAACUUUACAAAAUUAUUUCCUGCCUAAAGGCAAAGUGUGCAGGAAGAAAUGCACAAGAAACAUUUAGAUAAGGAACUUGGAAUUAAAACUGGACUUGCUUUCUAUAUCGUCACAAUAAACAGAAGCCUUAUCAGGGAACCCAAGUGUUCGCUGUUAAAAAUCUUGUAUUUUCAAAAUAAGAAUAAAGUAGAUAGCCACCCAACUUCUACAUUCAAAUGCAAGAUGCAGAGCUCUGUUUCUGCAGCAUGAGUACUCAUACCUUCUUCCUGGUAGGAAACACUACAAAGACUUAUUUACUCAGAAACAAGCACUAUCUGUUUUCCAAUGUUGCCCCCACGCAUCAUAGACUGGAAAGCAGCUACAAGAGAACAAAAAUAAGUAGUAGUAAAAAGAACUUGCUCCUUUUGUUUGUUUGCAAUGAAAUCUUUCUUAAUAGACUUAAACGUACAGAGGAAAUUAUUUCUCUGUCCAAAACAUGUGAUGGACUCUCCAUGAUCUCAGGCAGUAGUCUUUUACAUCACCUGUUACAUGACCCUUUCAACUGGAGAUUGAAAAUCUGGGACUUUCUACAUUCAAGUAACAUGCUCUGCCAUUGAACUAUGGUCCAUCCCUGUCCUGUAGUUGAGGACAGGUAAUUGUGAGGAACAAAUAAUAUUACCUCCAAUGUUUUCCAAGCCUUCUACCACAGUCUCUUUAACCUGUAAAAGAAGAAAAGUAUAAUGUUGGUUUUCUACUCCAAUUUUGUUUCUUAAAAGCGAUCAGUUUUCAAUUCA